CGCGCGGCCGCGCCUCUCGGGAAGCCUUGCGGCGACGCAUACGCCACCGCAGAUGCCGCGGAACCGCCGCAGAAGCCGCUGCUGCAGAAGGCGACGCCGGGCGAACUGCUCGGCAACGGCGGCUCGUCGCAGUCGCCGGACGAGGCCUCGCCGGCCGUGCUCGAGGCGAAGUCGGCGAAGAGCCGCUCCGCCCCGGGCGCGCUCAGGUGCUCGAGCUGCCACAUCGAAGCCCUUGAUUGGGCACCAGGGGCACGCUACUUCGCGGGAAGCAGUUGCAAAAUGGCGCGCUCUUACCUGCUGAUAAAAAGAAUUCGCGGCUUUACAUACGCGGAGAUCCAAAACGAGGCGCUCACACCUGCUUCUAAAAAGAAUUUUACAAGAAAGCUCCCUCGCACAACACUGGGCACGGGACAGGCUCGCACUGGCACUAACACAGGGUAUUUCUCUCGCGUCGGCUCCGCCGAGCGCUGCACAGAGACCAUCUUCACUGACCACAACAACAAACUUUGGUAUUGCUAA
Messenger RNA from Emiliania huxleyi CCMP1516, 519 nucleotides. RefSeq lists its product as hypothetical. The transcript has 2 exons. NCBI's taxonomy places the organism in Eukaryota, Haptophyta, Isochrysidales, Noelaerhabdaceae. The record is from RefSeq and is a predicted model, not a curated record. The annotation marks the transcript as partial.